AUGCCUUCAAACGAAAAAUUGGAUUCUGAAAAACUUUCAGAGCAUGAGACCGAGAGAUAUCCAGAUUCCGACCGUGACAAGGAUAAAUCUCACAAGUCAAAGUCUUCUUCGAAGUGUACUACAAGUUUCCUCUCCUCUUCCUCUCCUGGACUUAAUCCAUUAUUUUCUAGCCAAAGAUCUCCCCAUGUACCUUGCAAAUUCUUCAAGGUUGGCGCUUGCACAGCAGGCUCUUCUUGUCCAUUCUCCCAUAACGUCCAAGAGCCUGGUCAGCAGAAGGACGUCUGCGCAUGGUUCGUCAAGGGAAACUGCAAGUUUGGCCACAAGUGUGCUUUAGCACAUGUUCUUCCUGGCCAAAUGGUGGCCCAAAAGAUAGUUCAAAAGCAGGGAGGUGUCAAGAAAGAUCCUCAUGCGCAUAAUGGUUCAGGAGGUGCCUCUGCUGCAGGAAAUCGCUUCCUCUCGUCCUCCAAUUUCCAUGCCAUUAAAGGCCACAAUUUCCCCAUCCGCCCCCGCCCCACCCCUCAAGAUACCGAUUUUGCUUCAUUUUCCCUCCCAGAUGAUACAGAAAAGUUGCCAGCAGCGCCUCUUCAGAGACGACCUACGCCACCGCUCGAGCCUGAGUCACCAGCAGCUGCUCAAGCUAGCGAGUUUAAGGAAGACCGCAAAAGUCCCUCCCCACCAACACUCCCUCUCAGCAUGCCGAGCACACGACGUUCAGGUCUAUCACAUCGUCCUACAGAUUCCGCGGAUCUUGGCCCCAUUGGAUCCCCGCCACGUGGCUCCCUUCCCCGCACUGGACUCGCUAAUGGAUUUUCACCCGGCACAUCGCCUGCUGCUGCUCCAGUCUCAUCCACGCUGCCUGCUCAGUCUCAGACUGUAUUCCAGUCCUAUGAUGCCAAACCCUCGAUACUGGACCCGAAACAUCGUUCCGGGCUCGCCGCAUCUCUCGGCACGUGGAAAACAGAGCUUGGUCCUGUCCCCUCGCAAGUUGUCAAUCGUGGGGAUGGAAGUCUUAAUAUGCGUGGUCUCGAUCACGAGAUUGCUGUCGAAGACGAAGACCUAGAGGAGUUCCUGCCAAGCUCCCUUAAUGACCUUUUGACCCCCGAGGAACGUUUCUCGCAGAAUGUCGCGUACGAAUUCUGUCCGCCCUGCUCAG
Suillus subalutaceus is the source of this 1153-nucleotide messenger RNA. RefSeq lists its product as uncharacterized. The transcript has 3 exons. The record is from RefSeq and is a predicted model, not a curated record. Gene Ontology annotation, biological process: protein polyubiquitination. The annotation marks the transcript as partial. NCBI's taxonomy places the organism in Eukaryota, Fungi, Basidiomycota, Agaricomycetes, Boletales, Suillaceae. Gene Ontology annotation, molecular function: ubiquitin protein ligase activity; metal ion binding.